UCCAAGUUAUCGUAAGGAUACGCUUCUCCCUCUUUUCUCUAGCUUUAGCUGAACCACCGGCGAUGGCUCAGCCUGGUGAAAUUCCUAUAAAUCCCCCACUGCAUCCUGCCUCUCAAAUCGAAGCUCAACCACCGUACCCGGUCCAAUCCCAGCAUCCACCCCAAAAGGAUCUUUUGUCCACAGCCAAACGCCGCCGCCAGGAAGAAGACCCUACGGCGGCAUAUGAUACGGGAGAAUCAGCCCCAAAACGACUUGCGAAAGCUCAAGACGUUAUUUUUCGUAUCGUCGUUCCUUCGAAGCAGAUCGGUAAAGUAAUCGGCAAAGGAGGUCAUAGAAUCCAAAAGAUUCGUGAAGACACCAAAGCCAACAUCAAAAUCGCCGAUGCAAUCGUCCGAUAUGAAGACCGUGUCAUUAUUAUAAGCUCUAAAGAUAAUGAGAACAUGGUUUCUGAUGCGGAAAAUGCACUCCCGCAAAUAGCUACUUUAAUCCUAAUGGAAGAUAAUGGUAGUACAGAAGCAGCAAAAGUCGGUGCUGUCGGUGCAGGACAUGUUGCAGCAAAUACUAUAAGACUUUUGAUUGCUGGGUCGCAAGCAGGCAGCCUAAUUGGGAUGUCUGGCCAAAACAUUGAGAAACUGAGGUCUUCCUCUGGAGCCUCUAUCACAAUUCUUGCUCCAAACCAGUUGCCUUUGUGUGCAUCUGCUCAUGAAUCGGAUCGAGUUGUUCAGAUAUCAGGUGAUUUUCCAGCCGUACUGAAGGCUUUGGCUGAGAUUGCUUACCAACUCAGGGAAAACCCACCACGGCAAGUGAUUUCUAUUAGUCCAGCAUAUAAUUUUAACUUGCUUCGCCCUGCCCCACCCCAGCCAUUUGUGGACCCUACUUCAGCUGAUUAUGUAACUUUCGAGAUGGUGGUUUCGGGUACAUAUAUUGGUGGAUUGAUCGGUAGAUGUGGCUCCAAUAUUUCAAGGAUCAGAAUCGAGUCUGGAGCAACUAUAAAGGUUUAUGGUGGGAAAGGAGAACAAAAUGUGAGGCACAUUCAGUUCAGUGGUAGCUCUCAACAGGUUGCCUUAGCAAAGCAGAGGGUUGAUGAAUGCAUAUAUUCUCAGAUGAUGCAACAAGCUGGUACUCAACCAACUGGUUUGCAGAUGUAACGAAAGCCGCUAAGAAACAUCCUUCUGAUCAUCAACAGUUGAAAGCCUCUAUUGGCUCAAUGUGGUGUUGCACCUUCUGGCCUUGUAGCUAAGACUCCCAAGUCAUUAUGAUUUGUUUCUACAUGGAUAGACAAGUGAAUCGCCAGGUUUUUAGUUUGCUGUUUAAGCUUAUAGGAAGGCUUGUAUUCUACUAAUGAUUGAAACUAGAAGCGGUGCUUGAAGAUUGAACUGAUCAUUAACUAAAUUGACCAUAACAUGAUUAGAAAAAUGGAAUGGUUCAUCAUUA
Hibiscus syriacus is the source of this 1434-nucleotide messenger RNA. RefSeq names its product RNA-binding KH domain-containing protein PEPPER-like. Gene Ontology annotation, cellular component: nucleus; cytoplasm. The transcript is spliced from 9 exons. Gene Ontology annotation, molecular function: mRNA binding. Gene Ontology annotation, biological process: regulation of gene expression. NCBI's taxonomy places the organism in Eukaryota, Viridiplantae, Streptophyta, Magnoliopsida, Malvales, Malvaceae. The record is from RefSeq and is a predicted model, not a curated record. The coding region runs from base 63 to 1148 and encodes 361 amino acids.